Messenger RNA from Chenopodium quinoa (quinoa), 1243 nucleotides. Its product is annotated as GEM-like protein 4. The transcript is spliced from 3 exons. NCBI's taxonomy places the organism in Eukaryota, Viridiplantae, Streptophyta, Magnoliopsida, Caryophyllales, Amaranthaceae. Bases 312 to 956 code for a protein of 214 amino acids. The record is from RefSeq and is a predicted model, not a curated record.
GAAAAGCAAAUCAAAUAAAAAUGCAUGAGAGUUGAAUUGGAUCAGCAACUUACUUAGCAAGGAAUCAUUUGUAGUCAUAUUUACUUUUGCUGAGUCAUUAAUGACUUAUUCCCACUAAAUUUUAUUCAAAAAAUAUUCCAAUGGACCUCUAUAAAUAGAUUCAAUCUUACCUUCACAAACUCCCUUCCCACCAUCAACUACCAAAAUACACACUAUUUGCUCUCCAUCACCUUAAACAAUCUUCUCUAUAGUCUUAAAAAAUUACUUAAAUUAAUAUAUCGAGAUCGAUUAGUCGUACUAAUUAAGGUAAAAUGAAUGCUUCUGAGGCGUUUAAGUCAAGGCAUAUGAAGAGUAUGCUAGGAGAUCAUCUCCUUCGAAAUGGGUUGUCAAAAAUAAGCUAUGAUCAAUCAAGAAAAACAUCUACCGUCAAACUAUUGCCUGGACCUUCUACUGGCCAAGUAGAUAAAUCAUUGAUCACUACAAAACAGCGUAAAGUGGAAUCAGUUUUUACCACAAUGAAUAAGCUUGUGAAAGGAAAACUGAGCUUAGUAGGAGGGGUUGAUAAAUUGUUUAGAAGAAUCUUUAGCCUUCGAGAAGGGGAGCGGUUGUUGAGGGCUUCUCGUUGCAGUUUGUACACCACAGCAGGUCCCAUAGCAGGUCGCCUAUUCAUCUCCACAGAGAAACUCGCCUUCUGCAGUGACAGACCAAUCGCGAAAGUUUCCUCUCCCACAGGAGAACCUCUUAGGUUCCACUACAAGAUAGUAAUACCAUUAAUGAAGAUCGGAAAAUGGGAUCCAAGUGAAGACAUGAAAAAGCCUUCGCAAAAGUAUCUACAAGUAGUGACAGCGGAUGAAUUUGAGUUCUGGUUCAUGGGAUUCGUUAACUACAACAAAACAUUAAAAUGCUUACAACAAGCAGUCUCACAAAGCUACAUUUAUAGAAAUACUACAGACUAGUUAUAUUCCGAAUUAACUAGGAUUCUGAUGUAGCUAGGUGUAGACAGUAGUGAAUGGCUAGCUCUGUAACUGUUAACUAAUCAGCUUCUCUGAGAUGGAAAGAAGUUUUUCCCCUGGAGUUUUUGAUGGCACGCAAUUUGCUUUUGUACAUUACUCCUUAAUUAUGUUUCUCAUUCCAAUUAAGCACUACAUUUCAAUCAGUAGCUAAGAAUUAACAAGCUUGAGCGAAACAUUUCCAUCUGUAACAAUUAGCACUGAUUACUGAAGUAAAAUUAACUUCAGCUCAA